AUGUCAGACGUCAUUGUGCCGUCCUUCUUCCCGACGCCGACCGAGAUCGCCGGUGGCAUCCGCUGGGUCAAGCAUCAUCCCGUCGUGGCCACAGCCGCAGCCGCAGCAGCCGCAGCCGUGAGUGUGAUCACGUACUUGAAAGCAGUCGCUGCCGACGACGAGCGGGACCUAAAAUUAGCAGUCCUGAGCCCACACAAGGGCGACGAGUCCGACGACCUUUGCAGCAGUACAGAGAGCGACGCGUCCACUCCGUCAAGAGGCCGCACAUUGAGUCCGCGUGAUCUCAGUUUCGGAGACUUAGAUGCCGAAGUGGAGAACGAGGAGGCGGAUGGAGAGACCGUGUCGCCACAGUGGGGAUGGUAUGUCUCCACGACGCCACCAGAAGACUAUUACCAGUGA
Molecule: messenger RNA, 399 nt
Organism: Phytophthora infestans T30-4
Lineage: Eukaryota; Oomycota; Peronosporomycetes; Peronosporales; Peronosporaceae
Exons: 3
Coding region: 1-399 (132 amino acids)
Source: RefSeq, a predicted model, not a curated record